This is a messenger RNA of Dendrobium catenatum, 3038 nucleotides long. Its product is annotated as auxin response factor 2-like. The coding region runs from base 311 to 2719 and encodes 802 amino acids. NCBI's taxonomy places the organism in Eukaryota, Viridiplantae, Streptophyta, Magnoliopsida, Asparagales, Orchidaceae. The record is from RefSeq and is a predicted model, not a curated record. Gene Ontology annotation, biological process: response to hormone; regulation of DNA-templated transcription. Gene Ontology annotation, cellular component: nucleus. The transcript is spliced from 14 exons. Gene Ontology annotation, molecular function: protein binding; DNA binding.
CUUGGAAUAAAAUUGCCAGCCCUAGUACGUUCUCUCUCUCUCUCUCUCCUCUCUACAGCUCCUUCCAGGCUUUCCACUAGCGAGAAGAAGAUUGGCGAUUUCGAGCGAUUUCGAGUGGAAAAGUGAAGCGGACGAUCAAAUCCCCGACAUUGCGUUGUCAAAAUCCGACCUUUCUUGAUUUAUACUGCCUUUCUACUGUUUUUCUCUUCUCCGAUUCGACUUCUGUGGUUUGCCGGUACCGAAAAUCGGGAGAUCCAAGACCUCUUGUUUUCCACCUAGUGGAUGUGAGAUAUCAAGCCUUUCCCGCAAGAUGGCGUCGUCAGACGCCUCCGUGAAGCUUGCCGGCAGCGGAAAUGGCGGAAAGGACAGCAUUUCGUCUUCCUGCAGUGACCUCUCCGGCCAGCCGCCCGCCGUAAAAGAGAUGGAGGACGAACUCUACAACGAGCUCUGGUAUGCUUGCGCCGGUCCUCUGGUAACUGUUCCUCGUACGGGGGAGCUGGUGUUCUAUUUCCCGCAGGGUCACAUCGAGCAGAUGGAGGCUUCUACGAAUCAGAUGGUUGAACAGCAGAUGCCUAUCUACGACCUCCCGUCCAAGAUCCUUUGCCGCGUGGUUAAUGUCGAUUUGAAGGCUGAGCGGGAUACUGAUGAGGUUUUUGCUCAGAUAACUCUAUUUCCUGAGCCCAAUCAAGAUGAAAAAGCUGUGGAUAAGGAGCCAUUGCCGCUGCCUCCUCCAAGAUCUAAUGUCCAUUCAUUUUGCAAGACUCUUACUGCUUCGGAUACCAGUACGCAUGGGGGUUUCUCUGUAUUAAGACGCCAUGCUGAUGAGUGUCUUCCUCCCCUGGAUAUGAACGGACAGCCUCCAAGCCAGGAGCUUGUGGCCUAUGAUUUGCAUGGGGUUGAGUGGCGUUUCCGCCAUAUUUUUCGCGGCCAACCGAAAAGACAUCUGCUACAGAGUGGUUGGAGCGUCUUUGUUAGUUCUAAAGGGCUUGUUGCUGGUGAUGCUUUUAUUUUCCUGAGAGGCGAAAAUGGAGAACUUCGGGUGGGAGUGAGAAGAGCAAUGAGGCAACAGACCAAUAUUUCAUCCUCAGUCAUCUCUAGCCAUAGUAUGCAUCUUGGGGUCCUUGCAACUGCCUGGCAUGCUGUUACUACUGGAGCAAUGUUUACUGUUUACUACAAACCAAGGACAAGCCCUUGUAAUUUCAUCAUUCCUUUUGAUCAAUAUAUGGAUUCUCUCAAAAAAGAACAUUCAAUUGGAAUGAGGUUCAGGAUGAAGUUUGAAGGAGAAGAGGCCCCAGAGCAGAGGUGCACUGGUACCAUAGUUGGCAUAGGAAGCUUGGAUUCCAGCAAUUGGACUGGAUCAAAAUGGAGAUGCCUAAAGGUGCGAUGGGAUGAAACUUCUUCUGUUACUCGUCCUGAGAGAGUUUCCCCCUGGCAGAUAGAGCCUGGUGUGAGUCCUCCUCCAGUUAGGCCCUUACCAUCAUCUAAACCCAAGAGACCUCGAGCGAAUGCCAUGCCGCCUUCUACAGAUUCGUCAGUUCUCACAAAAGAGGGUGGGGCGUUUAAGGCCAAUGCAGAGCCUUCACAAACAUAUGGGAUUGCAAAGAAAAUGGAAGGAAACGAUGCUGUGAAUCUUAGGAACAAUUCCUCUGGUUCAAAAAUCAGUUUUGAGCCUUCAUCUCAUGAAAAUGAGAGAAAUCAGGGUUCUGUUCAGAUGCUAACAGGAUGUCAAGAGUCCGACGAUUUGAGUUGUUAUGGUAUGCCGUACUUUGGACAUUGUUUUGAUGAUUUGACUUCUCCCAAGAACUAUUUUCCCAAUCAAGAAGGUGAAUUUAACCUGCUUUCGAACCAGUUCUCUUUGAUCCCUUCUCAUUCAUACUUGAAUUUGGAAGCAAAUAUGGCAACACAGACCACUGAGCUCUGCUGUCAUGGCCAUAAAAAUGAUCAAUUUUGUGGGAUUGGAGGACACACAUCAAGCUGGUUGACACAUUCAUUACCGACUUCUGGAGCAGGAAAUUCAACACACACAAUUUUUUCAAGUUUACAGUCAUUCAAUGCAGACCAUAACGAAGUUUCAAAGCCCAAAGAAAAUGGAAAUUACAAGCUCUUUGGUUUUGAUCUCAAUGAUAACCCUAUGGAUUCAAAUCCUAUCAUGCCUCAUGUGAACACCUGUGAAGAGGCAGGGUUGUUUAGUGAAAUAACGGCUAGAUUGCCUUAUCCACAUGUUCUUGACGCCGGCCCCGCCGAGCUUCCUGGGCACUCUAAAGUUAGAAAAUCCAUGGACUCUGCCUCUUCUCUUGCUGUGCGUGAGAAAUGUCUUCAAUCUUGUCCACAAUCCGCUAUAGACGUGCAAAAGAAGCUUGCAACUGGAUCAAUGAGAAGCUGCACUAAGGUUCAUAAACAAGGAAUGGCACUUGGGAGAUCAGUAGAUCUUACAAGGUUUACUGACUAUAAUGAGCUCUUUGCAGAGCUAGAUAAGAUGUUUGGUUUUGGAGGUGAAUUGAUGGUUUCCAAUCAAAACUGGAUGAUUGUUUAUACUGACAAUGAGGGUGAUAUAAUGCUUGUUGGAGAUGAUCCUUGGCAGGAGUUCUGUAACAUUGUUCGCAAGAUUUAUAUAUACACUAAAGAAGAGGUUCAGAAGAUGAAUCCUGGAACCUUCAAUCCUCGAGUUGAAGACUUAUCUGCAUCAAGCUCUGGAUUUAAGAAUCAGGAGAACAGAUGAAAACCAAUCUCCUUGGUCUUCAAUCCUGAUCAGCUCCAGCUUAAGGGUGAAGCUCAUUGAUCAUUGCAACAACGGCUCUCUUGUCUUUGCAGGUCUUCAUUGCUUUCAAACUCACCUUUUAAAUGUUAGUCAUGCUUCGUUAUUUUUUUUUUGUUCCUUCUUCACACAAAGCCUCCUUAUUCAGCUAACUUCUUAGAGGUAUAUAAGUGUUUGUGAUUGCAAGGCUAUGAACCUGGUUGUAUUUCUGCUGGCAACUUUGUAAAUAGCUUAUAUCAGUGUCAAUACAUGAUAUAAUACUAGUCUUUUAAGAUGUCUACUA